AUGGCUGGGGACGGUUCCCAAGUGGGUGCAACCAGGAGCGAGUUGCGGAAGAACAAGGUCAGCAUAAUAUCCAUUCCCCUUAGAUCCCUGAAAGAUAUCGGUGAGAAGAAGAGGGAGUUUACGAGCGGGUAUCUGGGCUGCGGGACUAUGGCCCGGGUGUCUCGGGCCACACCGGCGGGUAUUGCUAGGCAAUUCAGGAAGGAAAUGUCCCUGGAGGAGGGUGUUGAUGUGGUGCUGGAAUUCACCCAAUGGGCCACGCAAUUUGAUCUCUUGCCCUAA
This is a messenger RNA of Aspergillus nidulans FGSC A4, 279 nucleotides long. RefSeq lists its product as uncharacterized. The transcript is spliced from 3 exons. The coding region runs from base 1 to 279 and encodes 92 amino acids. NCBI's taxonomy places the organism in Eukaryota, Fungi, Ascomycota, Eurotiomycetes, Eurotiales, Aspergillaceae. The record is from RefSeq and is a predicted model, not a curated record.